GACAGAUUCCAAGAACUAUACACCUGCUGUGGGUGUGGGUGGUGAGGACGGGAGGUAUAGAUAUAUAAGUACCAGUGUCACAGUGUCAGCUCAUCCUCUGCUAAGGACCGAAGCUGGUUUCAGGAGAUCCCGACUGCAGUGUUUGUCCCUGGACGCCUUCACACACAAGAAUGUUUUCCUACCUGGUCUUUGCUGUGCUCUGCGCCAGCUGCAUGGCAAAACCUGCCUUAGUGCACUACUCCUACUCUCGUGCCGUUGGAGGUGGUUCAGGCACUUCCUUCUCCACCGACGGAGAGGGAAGGAUCACAGCUGUCAGGGUGUGGGAGAUUAGCAACGCGUACAUCACUGGUAUCCAGCUGCGCUACGACUACAUUUGGUCUGCACGGGUUGGGCGCACAUAUGGCACUGUGAAUGAGCUGAAGCUUUUUGAUGAGGAGGUCAUUGUUCAGAUCUCUGGUAAAUUCCACUCCAACUACAUCUAUCAGCUGAUCUUUGUGACCUCCAGGGGGCGCACUCUGAUUGUCGGCCAGCCAGCACAGAGCUCCUUUAACUUCUACCCAGCCCACCCGGACGCAGAGCUCAGACUGCUGAGUGGCCGCUACAAUGGCAAUGGGAUUACAUCACUGGGAGCUCACUGGGGAGUGGUCUUCAUGGAUCAAAACAGCAACAGCACCAAAGGUGGCUCUGAAUGAAGGACCGAAAAAUGGAUCAAUCAUCCAAUAUUGAUUAAUAAUGCUAAACUAUGAAUGAUCAGCCUACCUAUUUGUAUUCUGUAUGCUACUUGAUUGUAUGAGUACCUCUGGUUUACUGCACAAUCAGAAUCACAUGUUCUUAUGAAUGUUAAUUGUAAGGAUAACAGGUGUAUUCUAGUGUCUAUAUGAUUUUUAUUUCUGAAUAUUUUCAUUCCUGGCUUUUUUUUUUGUUCAGUAUGACUUAAACUCGUAAAUGUAAAAUGUUUAUGUAAAAUUCAUAAAACAUCAAAAUAAAAGCAAGUGAUACUGCUA
Molecule: messenger RNA, 1004 nt
Organism: Dicentrarchus labrax (European seabass)
Lineage: Eukaryota; Metazoa; Chordata; Actinopteri; Moronidae
Product: zymogen granule membrane protein 16-like
Exons: 6
Coding region: 171-692 (173 amino acids)
Source: RefSeq, a predicted model, not a curated record